AUGGCUGGGCCAAGCUACAUGAAGACGAAGUGUGGGCCAGUACUGAGGGCAUGGAGGGCGGAGGUGAACUUCCAAAUGCCUUUGUAUUGGUUGACGGCCGCCCCCCUUGGCCUGCAGCGCUUCUUUCGGGUUUUCAGCAAAGACUUGGAAGACUGGCCCUUCUUUGAAGCCUUGCGCUGCGCGGAAGCCAAUGGCGUGACGUGGCGAAAGCUCCCGCAAGGCUUGAGGCCCAAGCCCCUCAUGGAGUUGGCCUGGCUGAGUAGUUGGCACUCACCGGAUGGCACCCUGAUGGAGGCACCAGCUUUGCUCCAUGAAGAUCACAGGAUGGACUUGAAAGAUGAGCAUCUUCCGAGACUUUGCGUUGCAUCCAUGGUCAGGGCUCAAUCAGCGAAGCUGCUGGAGAGCUUGAUUCUUCAGCAUCACGGAAAUGGAUUUCAGCAAGUGAUGCUGUAUUUUGAUGCCCCGGAUGAGGAAGGUGAGGCUGAGGCGAUUGCAGCUGUUGAAGCGUUUGCAAGACCACUACCAACAGGUCCAAAUGGCCUGCUGUGUUCCGCAGUUGCCAUUCGCUGCACUGAGGAGUGGUGGAGGGAGGCGCGUGAGACGUCGAGAUACUAUUUGCGAGAGGAUCACCCGCUGGAACUCUACCGUGAAACAGCACACCUUGAUGCACACAUCAAGGAUGUUCAAGCGCGCCAAAUGAUUUGUAUCGAGCAUGCUCUCUUCACCGCACAAAAGGAAGGCUACCAAUGGCUACUUCAUGUGGAUGCAGAUGAAAUUUUGUUCUUUCCUGACCAGGAGAGACAUGAUGAUGCCCGGAAAUUCUUUGCUGAGGUUCCACUUCAUUUUUCGGCUGUGCGCUUUGCCAACCUCGAAGCAGUUCCGGAAGUCUUAGAAGUGGAAGAUCCCUUUGAGGAGGUCAGUCUUUUCAAGAUGAAUCCAAUGCUGCUUGAAGAGCUGGGCGUCGAGCCUCGCAUUUUGUAUUCUGGAGAAGUGGCGGAUGAAGACCAAGAGCUUGAGCCAGACCUCUAUGCGCGCAAACACGCGGACGCGGUUCCCGGAGGCCAUCCGCAUGGAUAUGUGCGGCUUCCUCGAAAGGAGAGGCACGCUCUUCGUCGCUUAUUGGGCAUCAUGCAUGAGAUUGCUGCCAAGAGAAGUCCUGUACUGGAAGGGCUGGGCGUGAGUCUAAGCCCAAUCGAACAGCGUCAGAGCACUGAAGACGACUCAAGUGAUGAUGAGAGUUGCCAUGGGCCACGGCCACACUGUCCUGCCUUUUUUAAUUCCUACUCCAAUGGCAAGUGUGCAGUAAGGACGUCUAUUGGGCCACGAGGUGAAUUGCCACCACUGCCAGCAGGUGUUCAUGGAUUUCUUCGUGAUGGAGGGAUGACUCUCUACACCUUGCUUUGCAAGGGGCCUGGUGCACCGGUGGUGCUUCACUACGCCAACUGUGGCUUCAACUUGUGGCGCCAGAAGUAUGACGUUCUCUGCAAGGACCACGGCACGGAAGAUGGCGCAUUUUCCACCAGGAGGCCUGGCAUUGGCGAAAUCCGUUCUCACAUCGCCACGAGGCAACUCGUACUCAAAGGAAAUCAGGAAGAACUGCAACGAUUCUACAGGACCUUUGUGGAGGGGAACAACUACGAUGAGCUCGCUUACUUGGCCCAGUUUGGCUUGGUUCUUCGACUCUCCCGACCUCGUGAAAGGCGGGUGGGUCGGUUCAGCCAACGACCGAGGGUGACCGAGGUCAUUGGAGGUCCAGACAGCAUUCUUGCUCCUAGUAGCGAUGCCCUUUGCUCCUAG
This is a messenger RNA of Durusdinium trenchii, 1797 nucleotides long. Lineage: Eukaryota; Dinophyceae; Suessiales; Symbiodiniaceae. The record is from the annotation of a GenBank genome assembly.